Messenger RNA from Pochonia chlamydosporia 170, 258 nucleotides. RefSeq lists its product as hypothetical. The transcript has a single exon. The record is from RefSeq and is a predicted model, not a curated record. NCBI's taxonomy places the organism in Eukaryota, Fungi, Ascomycota, Sordariomycetes, Hypocreales, Clavicipitaceae. The coding region runs from base 1 to 258 and encodes 85 amino acids.
AUGACCAGCAACAACAUCAUAACCAUCGCGAUUGACGUAUUUCGGGGGCCUUUUUUCUCUCCGCAUUUUAUUUUCUCCACUGGCACACGCGACAGUGUUGAAUACAUACCCGUUGCAGCUUGGAGGAGCUUGCUGCUGCGACAAUCUGUCACUGCCAACGUCACGGCUUGCUCGCUUUCCGGUGCCGCCUUAUCUGUUAUUCACCACUGUCGAUAUCGGCGCGUUUUCUUGGUGGUUUCACGACACCUCCCAUCGUGA